UAUAAGGAAAGGUUCGUGAACAGAAAGCAGAAGCCUGAACUUGUGAAAGGCAGACAGGUUGAAGGGGACAGAGUGAAAAACAUUAGACAAAGAUGAAGCUGUUACUUGCAAGUAUAACUUUGAGUCUGCUAGUUCUGAGAGGGGAAAGCUGGGGAUUCUCUUCAGAGAAAAAGGUGCAGUAUGCCUCCUGGGAUGAAGUGAAUGUACUAGCUCAUGGGUUACUGCAGCUAGGUCAUGGGCUCAAAGAACAUGUGGACAAGACCAAGGGGCAGCUGAAGGAGAUUACUGGCAAGCUAGUGCAACAUAAUGUGUCUCUGGUGGAGUUGAGCAGGCAAGCCAGGGAGGUGCGAGAGAGUGGGGAGGCUCUGAAGGGCAGGUUGCAGGAGCUGGAGGAUAGGGACAAGCAGCUCUAUGAUGUGUCCCAGGGGCUGAAAGGAAAGGUGCAGGAGAUCAGUAAAGACAGACAGCUGAUGGACCACAGGCUGCAGAAUGUGGAGGCCAAGAUCCAGAUGCUGGAGCCAAGCAAGAGGCAGAAUCGCAGUGAAAAGGAGGACCUUCUGAGUAUCCAGACUUUAAUGGAGAUUCAGAGCAAGAGGAUUGAUGAACUUUUAGAGAAAAUGAAACUGCAGCAAUACAAACUCGAUAAACAAAAUCUGCAGAUUAAAAGCUUGCAAAAUACAAUUCAGAAUAGCAGACUUGAAGCCCAGACAUGGAGGAUGAAUUUCAAAAAAACUGUUGAAGAUGAAGCUCAGAGUAACAGUAGCAUGGAAGAUGAAAAACAUGUGUUCCCUUCUGACUGUCACCAAAUCUUCUUAGAAGGAAAAAAGUCAAGUGGUAUCUUCUCAAUACAGCCAUCUGGGGCACAAUCUUUUGAAGUGUACUGUGAAAUGACAACAGAUGCAGGUUGGACAGUUAUACAGAGACGUACUGAUGGCUCUGUUGAUUUUGAUCAGUUCUGGGAAGCCUACACAGAUGGUUUUGGAAACCUUAAUGGUGAGUUCUGGCUGGGACUAGAAAAGAUGCACCAGAUUACGCAGCAGGGAGAGUAUAUCCUACACAUUGACCUACAGGACUGGGAAAAUAAUGUCCAGCACAUGGAAGCAAAGUUUAAACUGGCUGGUUCUAAUGAAGCUUAUGCUCUUCAGCUUCUUGGCCCAGUGACUGGGGAAGUAGAGAAUGCUCUAGGUGACUUUCAACAAGUAUCAUUCUCUACUCGUGACAGAGAUCACGACAAGAAACCUGAUUUCAACUGCGCCAAACACCUUUCAGGAGGAUGGUGGUUUAGCUCAUGUGGCCAUUCUAACCUUAAUGGGAAGUAUUUCCUCUCAGUACCCCGAGCAAGGCAUGAGAGAAAGCAGGGGAUAUUCUGGAAGACCUGGAAGGGCCGAUACUAUCCCCUAAAAUCUACCUCGAUCAAAAUCCGUCCUGUGGAUGUAGAUCUUACUGGGUGAAUGCUGAUCGCCUGAAAGCAACAAAUCUUGAAACAAAAACUGUCUAAAACUUUUGAACAUCACCAAUAGGGACAGUUGCCCACAGUUAUCAAUUUGCGUUGAAUACUAUGAGCUGGCCAGCUGUAUACUUGUUGAAAGCGUUGAACAGCUAGUUAUCAGUAACAUUAGACUAGUAAACAGUAGACAGAUUAACGUUACUGACGGGCAGCACUUACAUUUUUUAUUGUGCCCAGAGUACAAUCACGUUUUUCUUUUUCAAAUUUUAGCUUUCUGUUUACAGUUUCUUUAACUAUUGUAUGCCAAAAUAUAUUGCUACAAGUGCUCAACAGAGCUUUAUGUUUUUGUGGGAUCAAAAAAUACCCAACUUUGGCCUGAGAGAUACUUUUUAAAAUCACAUAGUGAUUAGACUGAUACAGAAUAUUGCACUAAUUGUAUUGUUUUUUACACAUUGAAGGUGAUACUACAAAUAGAAAAGGGGAGAGUUCCAGAUAAUAUUAAAAAAAAACUGCAAUACAUUGCAGAUAUGUAGGGACAGUGCUCAUUCCAUUCUCUUCAAACUGCAGACAGGUACUAUAGGUCAGGCCACUAUAGGUCAAUAAGUUGCCCAUCAUCUGUUAGUUUGCUAAACACUGAUGUGUUUUUCUUUGCUUGUUAAAGCUGCACAUUUGGGAGAUUUAUGUUAAAGAAAUCUUUGCUAAAUCAGUUUCACUUAGUUCAGUGUGUACAAAAUGAAGUCCUUGCAGGUUUUUGCAAAGAUGCUACACUUAACAUUUUACAGCCUGAAAAAGGUUCAUAUACUCCAGUCACAUUGACUGAUUUACAACGGUGACCAAAAAACGUUGAACAAUGUACAUAUUUUGUGUUUUUUUAAUGCAAUCUGUAAUUAAAUGUGUCUGUAUAUAUAAAUAUUUGUAAUUUAUAAAAAAAAGUAUUCAAAGUUUCA
Messenger RNA from Xenopus laevis (African clawed frog), 2394 nucleotides. It is a transcript of the gene angptl4.S, whose product is annotated as angiopoietin like 4 S homeolog. The record is from RefSeq and is a predicted model, not a curated record. Bases 93 to 1451 code for a protein of 452 amino acids. Gene Ontology annotation, cellular component: extracellular region. NCBI's taxonomy places the organism in Eukaryota, Metazoa, Chordata, Amphibia, Anura, Pipidae. The transcript has 7 exons. Gene Ontology annotation, biological process: blood coagulation.